This is a messenger RNA of Stegodyphus dumicola, 3689 nucleotides long. RefSeq names its product leucine-rich repeats and immunoglobulin-like domains protein 3. Lineage: Eukaryota; Metazoa; Arthropoda; Arachnida; Araneae; Eresidae. Gene Ontology annotation, biological process: defense response to virus; positive regulation of interleukin-6 production; canonical NF-kappaB signal transduction. Gene Ontology annotation, molecular function: protein binding; pattern recognition receptor activity. Gene Ontology annotation, cellular component: plasma membrane. The record is from RefSeq and is a predicted model, not a curated record.
AACGUUUGCUACUUAAGAAGCGAGACAUCCCGUUAACUGUCAGCGAUCUUUCCAUCUGCAUGCCGGGUAUAAGUCUCAAGUAAUUUUAUUUCCUUUAGAAAUACAGAUAAUUUCCCACUUGGUUUUCAAUGAAGAAUUCUAGUCUCCUUUCAAUCUAUAUAUUAUGGAUAUGCAUAUCAUUUUCUUUGGGUGCUUGCCCUGAAGCUAACAGCAUACAGCCCUGCAUUUGUAGAAACCACUCGUUUAUCAAAGAAAGAUUUACGAUCAAGUGCACAGGUCCAUCUGACAAAGAUCGUAUUAUCUCUGUCAUAGCCAAUAUAACAGGAGACUGGGAUCUUGAGUUGGAAUCAUUAGAGCUAUUCAAAUUACCUCCAGCUGUUAAUCAAGUCGGAAGUUUACGAUUCAAAAAUUGCAAAUUAGUGCGAUUGCAACGACUUACAGAAGGUGCUUGGCCCCAUUUAGGGAGGGCGAUAUUCGAAUCAACAAUUAUAGAGGACAAAAAAUGGCUAAAUUUUAAGAAUGUUCAGUCUUUACGAAUUCUCACCAUAGAUAACGUAACAAUGCCUGUUAUUGGUAAAGAAUUUGAAAAGGGUAUACCAGAAAGUGUAUCUUUUUUGACUAUCAAAAAUACGAAAACUACUCGAUUUGAAACAGGAGCAUUAAGUCAUCUCAAGAUCUUAAUUGGCUUAGAAAUAGAGAAUUUACCGCUCACAGAGUUUCCAAGAAAUGUUCUUCCAUUUAAGCUGGAGGAUCUCAGCUAUUUAAUAAUAAGCAAAACUCAGAUUGAAAAGCUGGAUCCAAAUUUCUUUGACAAUAUGCCGGAACUGAAACUUGUGGAUUUAAAUAAUAACAGAUUUUCAACUUUGGAUGCACAGUUAUUCAUGCCUCUAAGGAAUCGUAUGUUGUACCUACGGGCUGACAAUAACCCAUUAAAAUGUAGCUGUGAACUCCUCUGGCUAAGUAAAGACAUCCAAGAGAAACGACUAGUAAAAUAUGAGGGAACUUGUUUCGAUUCUAUACAGCAACAAUACAAAAAUCUUACUGCACUUGAUGAAAAUGAAUACUGUUAAAAGAUAUUUGGUUUUAAUAUAACAGAUCAGUCUGUGCUUAUAGGAAACAAAAACUGAUAAAAUAAUUUUAUUAUGUACAAGGUCCAGUGAUUCAUCAGUUUAUUUUUAUAGGACGAUUUUCAUGACGAAAACCUGAUUCUGUACAUUCUGAAAUAUUAUAUUUAUUUGACACAUUUUACUGAUAGAAUAAAUAAAACACCGUAUUAUGUUUUAAAAAGACAUAUUUAAUUUAUUUCCUUUUACUCAUUAUCCUGUUUAUAUAAAUCUGUAUUAAAUUAUAUGGAAAUACAGGUCGUAUCUUUAUAAUCCAGAUUCUCUUAUCCUGCAAUCCCAGGAUCCAAUGAGUUUUAUAUCUACUGCCAUUAGUUUAUAAAUCUGUAACUAGGAUAGCAAUGCAAGAGUUGCCAGGGUGGCACUCAGGUUUCAAUAUAUGUUAUGUUUUGGUCUCUUGUAUGCAGUCCUUAAAAGUUUUUCCAUUUAGGUGCAUAAUACAAUAAUUUUAUUAUGGCCAAUCUUUACAGUUAUUAUACUUAGCCCAUCAGAUUAUCAAUUAAAAGAUUAAAAAAUGCUGUUACUAAUAAGCAUAUGUAUAUAUCAUAAACCUGAAAAAAAUGGAAUUACCAAAAAUAACAGAGGAACAUGUGAUAAAGACAUAUGAGUACGAUGGGAAAGGUUAUUCUAAUUGUAAUAUGAUUACAGGACUCAUAUGCAUAGUUACUAGUGUACAGGCAAUGCACAGUUACUAGCACACAUGCAGUGUAUAAGCAGCAACCAUCUUUAGGAAGUCAAAUUACAAUUUUAUCAUUUUUUGUGAUUAGAUUAUGACCAGAUACUCAGAUUGAAGACAUAACAGAACUACUCAACAGUUGCUGGAUGGAUAGCAAUGCUGGAUAUCAAUAGUUGAUUACAUUAUAAUCCUAGUGAACAAGAUGGUUGCAUGAAUAUUUCCAUGGACUUUCCUGUGUGUUAUGUGAAUAUGAGCCAUUUUACUCUAAUAUAGCCUUGCCUAGGCAUAUUGUCUUCAUAUGAUUUGCCUUAAUCUCUUAAUGCACCAAUAACAAAACCAGAAAGUGUUUUUCCCCCAGCAGCAUUUUUUUAUUUUUAUUUUAACUCAACCUGUUUCUUAAUUUUAACCAAACUGUAGUGGUUAUAUUUUGUUGUAUUCAUAUCUGAAAAAAGUUCUUGAAUGUAUUUAUUUGGGUGCUCAGAAAUAAUUUAGUUUGGUGUAACUGAGUUAACUUGGUUGAAUUCAUUAAAAGGUUAAUUAUAUCACCCAGCCAACCAAUUUAAGAGGUACAGUUUGCAUUUGUGAUUUCUGUAGCAGACUUCUCAAAAAGACAAACUUAUAGGAGAUGUAGGGGGCACAAAGACGAUUCAGAAUCACAUAACAUUGCAGAGUCGGAAAUGCCUUCAUCAUGUAGCAGAGGGCAUUGAAUAGAGGUCGCCUGUGAACAGCAACCAUGUUUGAAGUCAACUUUUGUGAACCAGUUUGCACGGCAGUAGGAUAAACGAGUACUCAAACAUUGAACUGGCUGACAUGCACCUAGUGUAUAAAGCUUCAGAUGGCAAUAGUUGCACCACUCUGCAUGUAUACCAGGAAUGUUUCCUGCACGGACAUGCUCCUCAUCAUAUGAUCUUCACACGAUUGCACAGAAGGUUACAUGAGGCUGGUUGUUUCAUGAGAACUACCAUAAAUCAAGAGUGAACAACACGGACACCAGACAAUGAGGAGAAUGUCCUACGUCUGACAGAAGGCAAUCUGAGUACAAGUACUUCAGCGAUAGCCGAAUGAUCGAGUUUGUCCCAAACCAUUGUAUGGAAGUAUAUUGUCAAGAAAUCAUAUGCAUUCGUGCCAUCUGCACAGCCAAACAUUGGAGCCUGCGGAUUAUCCACUCCAGAAGAAUUUUGCUUCUUGGUAUCUUUAACAGAGUGUGGCAGAUAUAGCAUUUGUUGCAUCCAUAUUGUUCAUGGAUGGGGCAUUUUUAACAAGAGAGGGAGCUUUCAAUCAACGUAAUGCACAUUUGUGAGCUGUAGAUAUCCGUAUGGUACCAGAACACGUGCAGCUCAAAGGUGUUCCUCUGUCAACAUUUGGGCUGGCAUUGUUGGAGACCACCUCCUUGGACUGAACCUUCUUCCUUGUCUGGAUGAAAGGGUAUAUUUGAUCUUACUAUGUGAUGUCCUGCUUAAACUUAUUGAAAAAGGCACAUUGUCUUCAGUCAUUGCAUCACUCAGUAUGGUUCCAGCAUAAUGGGGCUCCUCUACACUACCACAGUGACAUCUUUCAACAACUAAACAUUAUAUUUAAAGAGCAAUGGUUAGGUCACUAUGCUCCAAUUCAUUGGUCUGCUAGGUCAACAGAUCUAUCAUGCUUGGACUUUUCUUCUGGGGUCAAAUGUGGGCAUUGGUGUAUAAAACCGAGUUGAUUCAGUUGAAGACCUCAUCUCUGUAGCAUUCGGGGAGAUAUGAGAGACACCAGGACUCUUCCAGAACAUUAGAAAUUCCAUGUGGCACCAUUGUGAGGCCUGUGCAACUGCUCCUAAAUGUCAUUUCGAACACCUUCUGUAGCAUGUAGCUUUUCUCAGAGUAAAAUGUGUAAUAAAAUGAAUUUUGUUACAUUUA